Molecule: messenger RNA, 1053 nt
Organism: Penicillium pulvis
Lineage: Eukaryota; Fungi; Ascomycota; Eurotiomycetes; Eurotiales; Aspergillaceae
Product: SUR7/PalI family protein
Exons: 2
Coding region: 1-1053 (350 amino acids)
Biological process (GO): fungal-type cell wall organization
Cellular component (GO): cell cortex of cell tip; plasma membrane
Source: RefSeq, a predicted model, not a curated record
AUGACUGAUGGGACAGAAGCUCCCAAUGCCAGGCGUAGGCUGCCGUUCUUCCGCAGUGCCCGGGCCCAGCCCGCCCAGCCUAUCGCCCGACGCCGCCAAUCGACGGUCCACUGGCAUCGUGGCAUUCGUUCCUUGUUCUACCUAAUCGCCUUUAUCUUCUGCCUUUUGGUGGAGAUCGGAACUAUCUCCAACAAGCCCGUUUUACGCGACACCUACUUUCUUUACCUCGAUCUUUCCAACAUUAUCCCCGUUUCGGUCCCCAAUGCCGUUUUGAUCAACUCCAUCGCUCGGUCCAUUGGUCUGCACGAUUUCUACCAGGUUGGCUUGUGGAACUUUUGCGAGGGGUAUGACGAUGAGGGAAUUACACACUGCUCUACGCCGGAGACAUUGUACGCCUUCAAUCCCGUCACGAUCAUCAUUAAUGAACUAUUGGCGGGCGCUAGUAUUGCACUGCCCUCCGACAUCACCAGCCCACUCAAGCUCGCCCGACUCGCAUCACGAUGGAUGUUCGGAAUUUUCUUAGCAGCGACAGUCUUGAACUUUGUGAUGAUUUUCGUUAGCCCUCUAGCGGUCUCCUCCCGGCCGCCACAAGCGAUUAAGUACCUGGUCGGCAAGGAUCAAUCCAUUGGCACUAACGGAGAUCCGGGCCGCAUGCCCCACCGCCGUCGCACUUUCAUUUGGCUGCGCUCUUUGCCAUUCCUCGUCAUCACUUUUUUCGCGGCGCUGCUGACCAUCGUGGGAUCCGUCGUCGCGACAGUCAUGUUCAUCAUUUUCGCCAAUGUCUUCGAAAAUGCGGAUCCCAGCUUGAACAUCAAGGCCCACAUCGGCAAGCAGAUGUUUGCAUUCAUGUGGAUCGCUUCGGCUUUUAGUCUGUUUGGCUUCAUUAUUCAAUUUGGCGACUGCUGUGCGGCUUGUUGUGGCGGCCGGAAGGCGCGCAAGAAGCUUAAGCAGGAUGGAAUGGUGAUGCGGGAGAAGUCUCCGCAUAGUAGUGGGGACUCCCCUGAUGGACAUGUUCAGCAACAUUAUGAACCGCACGCCGUUACUACGGAUUAA